This is a messenger RNA of Rattus rattus (black rat), 3392 nucleotides long. It is a transcript of the gene Med15, whose product is annotated as mediator complex subunit 15. The transcript is spliced from 18 exons. Bases 135 to 2552 code for a protein of 805 amino acids. NCBI's taxonomy places the organism in Eukaryota, Metazoa, Chordata, Mammalia, Rodentia, Muridae. Gene Ontology annotation, biological process: regulation of DNA-templated transcription. The record is from RefSeq and is a predicted model, not a curated record. Gene Ontology annotation, molecular function: transcription coregulator activity.
AGUAGCGGGAUCGCUAGGCUUCCGCGUUCCGGGCCUGUCGCUGUGGUAGAGGCGGCAGCGGCGGCGGUGGCGGCGGCGGCGGCGGCGGCGGGGUGGCCGGUAGGGACUCGGGCUACAGGAGUAGGGCUCCGGGCAUGGACGUUUCGGGGCAGGAGACCGACUGGCGUAGCGCCGCCUUUCGGCAGAAGCUGGUCAGCCAAAUUGAGGAUGCCAUGAGGAAAGCUGGUGUGGCCCACAGUAAAUCUAGCAAGGAUAUGGAGAGUCAUGUGUUCCUGAAGGCCAAGACCCGGGAUGAGUAUCUUUCCCUUGUGGCCCGACUCAUUAUCCAUUUCCGAGAUAUUCAUAACAAGAAAUCCCAAGCCUCUGUCAGUGACCCCAUGAAUGCACUGCAGAGCCUUACUGGUGGACCCACCCCAGGAGCAGCUGGGAUUGGAAUGCCUCCUCGGGGCCCAGGACAGUCCCUGGGUGGGAUGGGUGGCCUUGGUGCGAUGGGACAACCACUGCCCCUCUCCGGGCAGCCACCCCCUGGAACCUCUGGAAUGGCCCCUCAUGGCAUGGCUGUGGUAUCUACAGCAACUCCACAGACUCAGCUGCAGCUCCAGCAAGUGGCAUUGCAGCAGCAGCAACAGCAACAACAGCAGCAGUUCCAGCAACAGCAGGCAGCAUUGCAGCAGCAGCAACAGCAGCAGCAGCAACAGCAGCAGCAACAGCAGUUCCAGGCACAACAGAAUGCCAUGCAGCAGCAGUUCCAAGCAGUAGUGCAGCAGCAGCAACUACAGCAGCAGCAGCAGCAGCAGCACCUGAUUAAGUUGCAUCACCAAAGCCAGCAACAACAGAUGCAACAGCAGCAGCAACUGCAGAGGAUGGCACAGUUGCAGCUGCAGCAACAGCAACAACAGCAGCAACAGCAGCAGGCUUUGCAGGCCCAGCCACCAAUGCAACAGCCACCUAUGCAGCAGCCACAGCCUCCUCCUUCUCAGGCCCUACCCCAGCAGCUGUCACAGAUGCAUCAUCCACAGCAUCACCAGCCACCACCUCAGGCUCAGCAGUCCCCCGUUGCUCAGAACCAACCACCACAACUCCAACCACAGUCACAGAACCAGCCUUUGGUGUCACAAGCACAAGCCCUUUCUGGACCAAUGCUCUAUGCUGCCCAACAGCCACUGAAGUUUGUCCGUCCUCCGAUGGUGGUCCAGCAGCCGCAGGUGCAGCCCCAGGUGCAGCAGGUGCAGCCCCAGGUGCAGCCCCAGGCAGCAGUGCAGACAGCACAGUCUGCCCAGAUGGUAGCUCCCGGCGUUCAGAUGAUUGCUGAAGCCUUGGCCCAAGGCGGGAUGCACGUAAGAGCCCGGUUCCCGCCCACCUCCACCAUGUCUGCUGGCCCGUCAAGCUCCAUCUCUUUGGGCGGACAGCCCACGGCACAGGUCAGCCAAAGCAGCCUCACCAUGCUGUCCUCACCGUCACCGGGCCAGCAGGUGCAGACCCCACAGUCGAUGCCCCCUCCCCCACAGCCAUCCCCACAACCUGGCUCACAGCCCAACUCUAAUGUCAGCUCCGGCCCUGCCCCAUCCCCCAGCAGCUUCCUGCCUAGCCCCUCACCACAGCCUUCUCAGAGCCCAGUGACAGCACGCACCCCACAGAACUUCAGCGUCCCUUCCCCCGGACCUUUAAACACCCCUGUGAACCCCAGCUCUGUCAUGAGCCCCGCUGGCUCCAGUCAGGCUGAGGAGCAGCAGUACCUGGACAAGCUGAAGCAACUGUCCAAGUACAUCGAGCCCUUGCGCCGUAUGAUCAACAAGAUCGACAAGAACGAAGACAGGAAAAAGGACUUAAGUAAGAUGAAGAGCCUGCUGGACAUCCUCACUGACCCCUCUAAGCGGUGUCCCCUGAAGACCCUGCAAAAGUGUGAGAUUGCCCUGGAGAAGCUCAAGAAUGACAUGGCAGUGCCCACACCCCCACCACCCCCAGUUCUUCCAACCAAACAGCAGGACCUGUGCCAACCACUCCUAGAUGCAGUCCUGGCCAACAUCCGUUCACCUGUCUUCAACCAUUCCCUGUAUCGCACAUUCGUGCCAGCCAUGAUGGCCAUCCAUGGUCCGCCUAUCGUGUCCCCAGUGGUGUGCUCCCGGAAGCGCAGGUUUGAGGAGGAUGAGCGGCAGAGCAUACCCAAUGUGCUGCAAGGUGAGGUGGCAAGGCUGGAUCCCAAGUUCCUGGUGAACUUGGACCCCUCUCACUGCAGCAACAACGGUACUGUCCACCUGAUCUGCAAGCUGGAUGACAAGGACCUCCCUAGUGUGCCACCACUGGAGCUCAGUGUACCUGCUGACUACCCUGCCCAGAGCCCGAUGUGGGUCGACCGUCAGUGGCAAUAUGGUAGAUGCCAACCCCUUCCUGCAGUCAGUGCACCGGUGCAUGACCUCCAGGCUGCUGCAACUCCCCGACAAGCACUCAGUCACAGCCCUGCUCAACACCUGGGCCCAGAGCAUCCACCAGGCCUGCCUCUCAGCUGCCUAGCAAACUUGAACUUCAGGACGGCCAGCAGCCCUUCUGGCUGAGGGUCUCACACCACCUACUAAACGUCACUAGGUGUUGGCUUCUUAGAGGGCCGGGGCUAGGUUACCUUUCCUGCUUUUACCUUCUGCCUUGGGGACCUGCCCGCUCUCCCCAUCUUGUGCAGUAUUGACCAGGCAGCUGUGGAGCUGGCUGCGUGAGGCUGGGGGCGUCCCCACAAGGUUUUCCAUUGUUGUUUUCCCCCAGAGGUCAGUCCCCACACUUCUACAGCCUUUCUGGGCUUCCAUGUCCACUCAGCAGCAUGAGAACUCAGGGUCCCAUCAAAGCAUCUCUGUGUUACAACCCAUUGUGCUCAUAUCUGGAAAAUGUGGAGGACACAGGAAACCCUCACCAUACAUACGGUUCUCCAGUCACACUGGGGUUCAGGCUGUGCCGCCUAAGGCAUGCGGACACGGUGCAGGACUCGGUCUGAAUUCAGGGCACAGAUUUCAGUCUGGAAGAAAGGCCAGUAAGGAAUCAGCAGGUUCUCUGCCGCCGGAACUUCCACUCUGUGGGCCUCCUCCCAGUCAUGGGAGGAGAGCAGCCAGCUGGGGCAGAGGCUGCCCCUGACGUUCCUGCACCAGUCCUGGGCCACGAGCUGUCAGUGCUGAGUGACACAGGCGACCAGCCAGAAACCGUCACUGGGACCCACCAGCCUCAGCCUCAUGCUCUUACUCUGUACCGCCACCAAGAGUGUGGGUUUCCUUCAGAACGCACCAGAUGGCACUUGCCACACCGAGCAGCAAUGGGUAGCACUCUGGUGGAAAGAAAUUCCCCCUUUUAUAUGUGCACUACUCUGUCAUAUGAUUCUUAUAAUAAAUUUAUUAUUCCUGUGUUUGUCAGGA